This is a messenger RNA of Pseudocercospora fijiensis CIRAD86, 165 nucleotides long. RefSeq lists its product as uncharacterized. Lineage: Eukaryota; Fungi; Ascomycota; Dothideomycetes; Mycosphaerellales; Mycosphaerellaceae. The record is from RefSeq and is a predicted model, not a curated record. The annotation marks the transcript as partial. The transcript has a single exon.
UAUUUCUCGGGUUGUAUUAGCGCUCUUAAUAGUACUUAUAUCCCUUUUAAAGCAGUAAAGGUACCUAAUCUAGGCGCUUAUCGUAACCGCAAAGGAGGUGUAUCGCAGAAUGUAUUAGCGUACUAUAACUUCGAAGGAAUGGUUACCUAUAUAUUGCCUAGAUAG